CUCAGCCACAACAUCGCCUUUCCAACAGGAGCAGAAGCUGCCUAGACCUUCUCUAUCAACCAUGCAGUGCGCGGAGACCAGGCUUAAUAAGAACUCCCUGCUGUUGGCACUCAAGCGCUACAGCUCAGUGGUGAACAACAUGGAACAGACCAUCCUGCUGCCCAGCCUGCUCAGAGAUGUUCCUUGUGAAGAUGCUGCAGACUGUGAGGCUGCAGAGAACAGCAUGGAUCUGUAUGAGUGCUAUCACCUGCUGAAGGUAAUCAGGAACACAGUGGAAAGCGGUCUCGUGCCCCACGAUGACAGCAAAGUCAUUAAGAACGCAGCCCUACACAAAAGCCUGGAGGCACUGCUGGAGGCAGACCAAGAGGCGUUUUUCUACUUCCAUCUGCGAGGUCUCUUCUCUGUCAUGGGCAACCUAACAAAGAUGUCACAGGAGCUGACGGGAAAAUAUCUGGAAAUUAUUGGCAUUGACCAAUAAAUUGGACUUUUAGUUAGAGGCUCUGAUGUCAGUAGCAACUGUGAUAAUUAGCCAUCAAACAGCAUCUGAAGUGGUAGCCUACUUGAAUGUGUCUUUCGCCAAGCUGUUUACAUAAAAGCUCAAUACUAACUGAGAAUGAUGUCAAGUGCAAUAAAAUACGUUGUCAUUA
This is a messenger RNA of Pygocentrus nattereri (red-bellied piranha), 647 nucleotides long. It is a transcript of the gene thrsp, whose product is annotated as thyroid hormone responsive. The transcript has a single exon. Gene Ontology annotation, biological process: regulation of lipid biosynthetic process. Gene Ontology annotation, cellular component: cytosol. The record is from RefSeq and is a predicted model, not a curated record. NCBI's taxonomy places the organism in Eukaryota, Metazoa, Chordata, Actinopteri, Characiformes, Serrasalmidae. Bases 62 to 478 code for a protein of 138 amino acids.